Messenger RNA from Puntigrus tetrazona (Sumatra barb), 5549 nucleotides. It is a transcript of the gene kdm5bb, whose product is annotated as lysine (K)-specific demethylase 5Bb. Gene Ontology annotation, biological process: chromatin remodeling. Gene Ontology annotation, cellular component: nucleus. Bases 182 to 4756 code for a protein of 1524 amino acids. The record is from RefSeq and is a predicted model, not a curated record. Gene Ontology annotation, molecular function: histone demethylase activity; DNA binding. The transcript is spliced from 28 exons. NCBI's taxonomy places the organism in Eukaryota, Metazoa, Chordata, Actinopteri, Cypriniformes, Cyprinidae.
UAAGAGCAGUCACGUCACGGUGAGUGUGUGUAUGUGCGCGUGUGUGUGUUGAUUGUUCGUGUUGUUCAAGUGUUAGCCGGACUGGGGGAGUAAGGACGGACAGACCGUGUUGCAGAUCCCAGGAAGUUCUGUCUCCGCUUCGCUGAGCGACUCGAUUCUGCUCCGGAACCGGACCUGCAGGAUGACCCAGCGGGGCCCGGCCGAGUUUACCCCACCGCCCGAGUGUCCGGUGUUCGAGCCCAGUUGGGAGGAAUUUGCAGACCCGUUUGCGUUUAUCAAUAAAAUCCGACCCAUCGCCGAGAAAACCGGGAUCUGCAAGGUUCGACCGCCGCCGGAUUGGCAGCCUCCAUUUGCAUGUGACGUUGACAAACUUCAUUUUACUCCACGAAUCCAGAGACUCAACGAGCUUGAGGCUCAAACAAGAGUUAAACUCAACUUCUUGGACCAGAUUGCCAAGUUUUGGGAGCUACAAGGAUGCACACUCAAAAUUCCCCAUGUAGAGCGGAAAAUCCUCGAUCUAUACCAGCUCAACAAAUUGGUUGCAGAGGAGGGUGGGUUCGAUUUAGUUUGUGGAGAUAGGAGAUGGACGAAGAUUGCCAUGACAAUGGGGUUUGCCCCAGGCAAGGCCGUGGGGUCCCACCUGAGAGCCCAUUACGAGAGGAUCCUGUAUCCGUACAAUCUCUUCCAUUCUGGGACAAACCUCCUGGCUCUUGACCUUGCAGCCAAACUGACAAGUUUUGUGGCACCUCCUGGGCUGGAGGAGUGUCUGCAAAAGGCAUCAGUGGAUGAUGUAAAUGAUGAAGAUAAAGAGUAUAAACCACAUGACCUGCUGCAGAGACAACACAUUCACGUUCAGCCCAGCGACACGAGCGCACCAGCUAGACGAGCCAAGCGCAUGAAAACUGAGUCUGGCUGUGUCAAGUCAGAGGGAGGUGAGGGAUGUGAGAACAAGCCCAAUCUCAGGAGAAGAAUGGGUUCAUUCGUUGCCAAGCCUGAACCAGAGCGAGAAGUCCCUAUACAGGUGAAGCAGGAACCUGUGGAGAUAAAAGAGAUCAAUCCUGAACCAGAGAAAAGCAAAUCACGUUACAAGAAAAACAUCCCCCCUCCUCCAGUCAGCAUGGUGGACCUGUAUGUCUGUUUAGUGUGUGGAAAGGGGAACGAUGAGGAGCGGUUGUUGUUAUGCGAUGGUUGUGAUGACAGCUACCACACCUUCUGCUUGAUCCCGCCUCUCGGUGAUGUUCCUAAAGGUGAUUGGAGGUGCCCUAAGUGUCUGGCUCAGGAGUGCAGUAAACCUCAGGAGGCAUUUGGCUUUGAGCAAGCUUGCAGGGACUAUUCUCUAAAAUCUUUUGGGGAAAUGGCAGACUCUUUCAAGUCGGACUAUUUCAACAUGCCUGUUCAUAUGGUUCCCACUGAAUUGGUAGAAAAAGAGUUUUGGAGGUUGGUCGGGACCAUUGAGGAGGAUGUAACCGUGGAAUAUGGUGCUGACAUCGCUUCAAAAGAGUUUGGAAGUGGUUUUCCAAUCAAGGGUGGAAAGUUUAGAGUUGCUCCGCAUGAUGAGAAAUACCUGCGCUGUGGUUGGAACCUGAAUAACAUGGCCAUGAUGACACCAUCGGUGCUGACUCACGUCACUGCUGAUAUAUGUGGUAUGACUUUGCCAUGGCUGUACGUGGGCAUGUGCUUCUCCUCUUUCUGCUGGCACAUUGAGGACCACUGGAGCUAUUCCAUCAACUACCUGCACUGGGGAGAGCCUAAGACCUGGUAUGGUGCUCCUGGUUUUGCUGCUGAGCAGUUGGAAGCAGUCAUGAAGAAACUGGCCCCAGAACUGUUUGAGUCUCAGCCAGACCUUCUACACCAGCUUGUCACAAUCAUGAACCCCAAUACACUCAUGGCCCAUGGAGUACCAAUUUACAGAACCAAUCAGUGCGCAGGAGAAUUCGUCAUCACUUUCCCACGGUCCUAUCACAGCGGCUUCAACCAGGGUUUCAACUUUGCAGAGGCUGUGAACUUUUGCACAGUGGACUGGAUGCCACUGGGGCGUCAAUGUGUGGAUCACUACCGCCUGCUUCACCGUUACUGUGUGUUCUCUCAUGAUGAGAUGGUGUGUAAUAUGGCCAUGAAAGCCAACAGCCUGGAUGUGGUUCUGGCGUCAUCCGUACAGAAAGACAUGCAGAUCAUGAUCAAAGAGGAGAGAGAGCUGCGGGAUAAAGUCCGUAAGAUGGGGGUGGUUCAUUGUGAAUUGUUUGAAUACAACCUGCUGGCAGAUGAUGAGAGACAGUGCAUAAAGUGUCGCACCACCUGUUACCUGUCUGCUCUCACCUGUCCCUGCAGACCAGGAGUCCAGGUGUGUCUACACCAUGCCCACGACCUCUGCUCCUGCCCCGUUUCCAACUACACGCUCUAUUACCGUUUCACACUGGAUGACCUUUACCCCAUGAUGAAUGCUGUGCGCCAGAGGGCGGAGUCCUAUGAUGAGUGGGCGUCACGAGUGACGGAGGUCAUGGAAGCGAAGCUUGACAAGAAACGCAAUGUCACAGUGUUUCGUGACCUUCUGGAGGAGUCUGACGAGAAGUCGUUCCCAGAGAAUGAUCUGUUACGUCAGCUGAGGCUGGUUACUCAAGAUGCUGAGAAAUGCUCGUCUGUUGCUCAGCAACUGCUAAACGGCAAAAGGCAGACCAGGUACCGCACAGGCGGGGGUAAUUCUCCUAAUCAGCUCACAGUGGAGGAAAUGAGAUCAUUUGUCCGCCAGCUUUAUAACCUGCCCUGCAGUCUAACACAAGCACCGCUUCUGAAGGAGCUGCUGAACAGCAUUGAGGAUUUCCAGCAGCACAGUGAGAAGCUUCUUUCUGAUGAAGUGAGCGCAGAUUCUGUUAGCGAGAUUGAGUCCUUGCUGGAGGAGGGCUCUCAGUUUGACGUGUGUCUUCCGGAGUUGCCGCUGCUGCGGGAGUGUCUGGAACAGGCCCGGUGGCUGGCCGCAGUUCAGCAGGCAGAGGAUCCGGUUUCAAACCCCUCCGGUCUCUCUUUGGACAGCAUGCGCCGGCUGAUCGAUCGAGGGGUUGGACUGACACCGCAUCCCUCCACCGAACGCACGAUGGCUCGCCUGCAGGAGCUGCUCACAAUCUCAGAGGAAUUGGAAGAGAAAGCACAGGCACUGCUGAAGGCCAGGCCUCCAGAGAGUUUAGAGACUCUCAGUUCUACUUUGACUCAGGUGGACGGGGUACCAGCAUACCUGCCAAACUGCCUGCUACUGCAAGACACCGUGAACAGGGCUAAAGAAUGGCUCCAGGAAGCUGAGGAUUUACAGGUCGGAGGUCAGAUUCCGGUUCUCAGCUCACUCUCUGAUAUGGUUCUGAGAGCUCAUGCAAUUCCUGUGCGACUGGAGCCUCUGGACCAGCUGGAGGUUCUGGUAUCAGAGGUGCAGGCCUGGAAAGAGUCGGCUGCUAAAACCUUUCUCGUCAAAAACUCUCCUUUCACGCUGUUGGAGGUCUUGUGUCCACGAUGGGAAGUGGGCAGCUCUUUAAAGAAGAAGAUGAGGAAGAUGAAGGGAGAGUGUGUGUCAUCAGGGAAGAAAAAGCUUGUGAAGCUGGACUGCAUGAGCGAUGUUGAAAGAGCACUUUCAGACAGCAAAGACUCUGCGUCUGCCAUGUUUACUCUGGCUGAGGUUCGUUUAAAAGAGCUGGAGUCACUAUGCUCUCUUCGUGCAGCUAAUGAAUCGAAGCUCCUGCCUACAGCAGACUGCACUGCUCUCAAAGUGUGUGUGUGUCAGAAACCACCCAUGGGCGCCAUGCUGCAGUGCGAGCUGUGUCGAGAUGCUUUCCACAGCGUUUGUGUACGUGGACCCUCCGAUCCCCUUGACCCUGAGGCUUGGCUGUGUCCGUUAUGUCUACGGUCGACAAAGCCCCCGCUGGCCAAGAUCCAGACACUGCUGUCCUCGCUGCAGCGGAUCCGUCUGCGUCUCCCAGAGGGUGACGCUCUUCGUUAUAUGAUUGAACGCACUGUAAGCUGGCAGCGACGGGCACGAGAGGUCAUAGACUCAUACAAUCACUCUCCAACCUCUCAGGAUUGUAGAGGAGCUUCACCUACACCAAACCACAGGACAACUGGCCACAAAAGGAAGCCACUGUGUGGAUCUCCAUCUCAGUGUCAGGACUGGGGUGUUUCUGGCCAAGAACAGUCUGUGUUUUACACAGAACAGCGUUGUAUUCCUCUCCAGGGUCUCAGUUCAGAGGUGGAGGAACUGAUGGUGGAGGGUUUGCUUCUACAGGUUUCUGUCCCCGAGACCCAGCAGCUCUACAGACUUCUGCUGUCUGGCCCCCCGACCACAAACACGUCCCACACAGAACACGCACCCUACCUCACACCAAAACACUCCUCACCGCAAAGAGAGGGAGAUGCAAUCACUUCAGCAGAAAAGAAAGCUAAGCGGCGAAUGAACAGAGAAGAGGCCGAGAUCAGAGAUAGAGGGAUAAAUCCAAAAAGCAAGAAGCAGAGGAUGGGUACAGAGAAGCGGCGAGAGAGGAAAGCAGCGUCCAUAUCUGCAUCAGAUGUGUCUCAGUCAGAAGACUCUGAAGAGGAUAUGACCCAGUGUCCAGCAGAGAACUGUCUCCAGCCGGAGGGGGAAGAGGUGUACUGGGUUCAGUGUGACUGCUGUAACCGCUGGUUCCAUAUGAUAUGUGUGGGUGUAUCAGCUGAACUCGCAGCCGAGGAGGAUUACAUGUGCGUGACCUGCAGCACAACCAACGCAGGUCGACGGAAGUGAGUCGGACGAGGGAGGCAACCGCUCUCCCACCCUAUCCUCCUCUAUCCCUUCUCCUGGAUGUGUAACUCACCCUCCCCGUUCCUUAACCUGUGACCUCUGACCUUUGUAACAACGGUGCUAUUUUACUCUUUGUUGGACUCUGUUGUCCUGAAUGAUACUAUUUGGUCACUUUUUUUGUAUUUUUACAGCUUUUUUCCUUCUGUCGAACUGUUUGUGAUUGUCUAAAACAAUGAUAAAUAUGCUAAAUGCUGAAUGAAUAUAGCGGUGCAUGGGUUUCUGUUUGUGUUGCUUUCUGGCGUGGAGGAGGGACGCUCUUGUGAAUCGCAGCGAGGCUCGUCUUUUCUGCAUGCACUGCCAGAAACGGCACAACACAGGACAAAUGAACAGUUUUCACCAAAUACAAUAAAUAAUAAAUACAGAGAAAUUAUUUUUGGGAAACUUUGUUGUUUCAGUACACAGCCAUCUGGGAUUCUCUCCGUUCUGACGUUUUAUUUCUUUUUGUAGAUUAGUUUUAUUUAUCGGAGCAAUAAUGUUGUUUGUAAGUUUCGGGAGGUUUUGGCUGUCUCAGUUGUGCUGAUGCUUUUAGAGAUGGUGGUCAGAUAUUCAGGACAUGUAACGGAUACACACGUCAGAAUUGUAGCAGAGAGAAGAGUGUAAUGAACUGCCACAAAACCUGCUCAAGCCGUUUUGAAGGGUGAGGGUGGGGGUGUUAGGGUUUGGGGGUUUGACUAGCUUGUUAAAAAAAAUGUCCCAAUUUAUAGUGUGGAAUAAAACUCUUUGUUCUAAUAUCAGA